This is a messenger RNA of Manis pentadactyla (Chinese pangolin), 3779 nucleotides long. It is a transcript of the gene COLEC10, whose product is annotated as collectin subfamily member 10. Bases 238 to 1071 code for a protein of 277 amino acids. The record is from RefSeq and is a predicted model, not a curated record. The transcript is spliced from 7 exons. Lineage: Eukaryota; Metazoa; Chordata; Mammalia; Pholidota; Manidae.
CCAUUGCCUCACCUGCCCCAGUGCCAUUCAAUGUAAACUGCAUUCUUAUUCGAACAUUGUUUAAGAAGAAAUAUAGUGUGCCCCUAAGUGCUGGGAGUAAGAGAUUGGGUCAUUAAAACCCUUUUUGGAAUGUGUGCUCCAGAUCCUUCACUUUCUUCCCCACAGCAGAAGGUUUUAUUAAAAAUAAAGCUGCUUUUUUGACACUUCUGGGCAACCGUUUUCUGAAGAACCACAGCAAUGCCUGGCUUUGGAGCCCCACUUCGAAGGAACCAGUUCAUCUUCCUGGUGCUCUUUCUUUUGCACAUUCAGAGUCUGGGUCUGGACAUCGAUAGUCGUCCUACCACUGAAGUCUGUGCCACACACACAAUUGCACCAGGACCCAAAGGAGAUGAUGGUGAAAAAGGAGAUCCAGGAGAGGAGGGAAAGCAUGGCAAAGUGGGGCGCAUGGGGCCAAAAGGAAUUAAAGGAGAUCUAGGUGACAUAGGAGACCAGGGCAACAUUGGCAAGACCGGGCCUAUUGGCAAGAAGGGUGACAAAGGGGAAAAGGGUUUGCCUGGGAUAACCGGAGGAAAGGGCAAAGCAGGUACUGUAUGUGAUUGUGGAAGAUACCGGAAAGUUGUGGGACAACUGGACAUUAGUGUUGCUCGGCUUAAGACAUCUAUGAAGUUCAUCAAGAAUGUCAUAGCAGGGAUUAGGGAAACUGAAGAGAAAUUCUACUACAUCGUGCAGGAGGAGAAGAACUACCGGGAAUCCCUGACCCACUGCCGGAUCCGGGGGGGCAUGUUAGCCAUGCCGAAGGACGAGGCUGCCAACACCCUCAUCGCUGACUACGUGGCCAAGAGCGGCUUCUUCCGGGUGUUCAUCGGGUUGAAUGAUCUGGAGAAGGAGGGGCAGUACGUGUUCACGGACAACACUCCACUGCAGAACUACAGCAACUGGAAGGACGGGGAGCCCAGCGACCCCCUUGGUCACGAGGACUGCGUGGAAAUGCUGAGCUCCGGCAGGUGGAAUGACACCGAGUGCCAUCUUACCAUGUACUUUGUCUGUGAGUUUCUCAAGAAGAAAAAGUAACUUCUCUCACGCUACCCAUGUGUUGUUUCCCUGUGACUACCGUUGCAGUUAUUUUUAUCCAUCUUUUCUUCCUAAUUACACCUCUUACAUGCGUUCUAAAUCCAGUAGUAAAUCUAAACUGAGGUUUGGAAUCUCCAUCGCCAUGGUCUUCUGUGACGAUUAUGAACAUGUCGUACAAGGCGUGUUAUUGAACCAAUAGCUCCCCAGGGUCCCAAAAAGAGAGUUUGAAUUGCUUAUGGUGCAGGAGGUGGUUGUCUGUGGCUCAAAUGGAAUGCUCGCUUGGCAUUUGCUCUGCCACCUCUCCUUCAAGCCCUAAAACUCUCCUUUAAGCUUCUUAAGCUCAUGGAUAAUCGGACAGUUGGUUGGUGAUUAGGCUAACCUGCUAAGCUGCCAUUGUUCAAAGCCAGACAUACAGGAAGGCUGCUGUCAGGAAUGCCAAGAUAUUACCUGUCUUUGAGCCCAAGAUCCCCUUUCCUUUGACCAGCAUCCAUCAUGACCAUAGCCACACUCACAAGGUCCUCCUGUUUGCACAGACACAGAAAUACUUCAACCCCAAGCCUCCAUAGGAGGAACUUCUAGCCCAGGGACCUGUUCAGACCAUAUGGAAUCAUACAGACAGCUUUUGUGCUUCUGAUAGACAGCCUUUACUAAGGUACACCAAGCAGCUGCCUUGGCCCCCUUUGUGUAGGCCCACAACUUAAUCACAGGUCCCCAGAUAGUAACUUUCUGAUAUGAGGAAAAGAGAACUUAAGAACUUGAAAUUUUUAAAAAUGAAAGGGUUUGUUCCCAAACAAUAUUAUUUAUAAUCCUACUGCUAAAUGUCCCCUGCUAUUAAUAUGGCCCCAUUUUCUCUAGUCUCAUGUUUAUCCAUAUGAACUUUCCUCCCCUUAGGUAUGGGGAAUGAAGGAAAGGGUUUGUGAAGUCUUCAGAAAACGCCCGAAGCUUCAAGGUGCUAGCAAUGUAAAGUCUCUAAGUCCCCUCCUCCUUGCAUCUAAUAAAUCACUCAUGGUGACAUUUUGUGGAAGGCCCUUUACUCUCCAUAAAUGUAUAUUGUAAGAGAUGCUCUGUCCAGUACUCUGACAUCACAGGAAUAUGUCAGGCAUGGAGUUUGGAACAUACCUAGGACUCACAUAUACUAAGCUGGUAAAAUUCCACUUUGAACUGCAGAUCAAAACUCAAAGCAGCUUUCAUUUGAAAUUUUAAAACAAGUAGUUCAACAGAACUCAAGAUUAUCCCCCCCCUUCUAAACUGCUGCUCCAGUUAUAGUUUGUGACAUAUGAUUAGACUGCUUAAAAUGCUGGCAAAAUGGUUAAUGAAAUAAGAGAAACAGAUCAACAACAUAUGUUCUCCUUAAACCAUCUGUCCAUGAUUUCACUCAUGACUAACUGGUUAUGAGAGAGGAUUAAAUUAGGCUGUUUCUGUGGGUUUAUCAAGGGUCACAAACUCAGAUCCAACAGAGGCCAUGCAGAUGACAUAAAUAAUUGAACAGGUGGGGAGCCUAGGACUGAACACAGCUUGCCCUUCUAAAGGAACCAACCACCUGCUCCUCAGGCAUUGCUAUUUUUGCAAUGGAAGACCCAGUGUUACUCCAUGUUCUGCUAUUUCAAGAGAAGUCAGAAAACCAGAAGUUUAUAAUAUAGCUUCAUCUCUUGCAAUGUCAGCAGUAGUCAAUUUCUAAUUCGAAUUUUAAGUCAUACAAAACAGUCCACUAGCCAAAUUCAUGACCUUUGCACUUCUCACACCUGGGGGAAGCUCUGAAGGUUCUCGCCAUGUUGAAUGUCCAAAAUCAAGGUCUCCCAUUAAUACGUUAAUCAGUUCAGCUCAAUCACAGGAGUUUAUUCAAUGUUUGCCAUUCAUCAGGUUAAUAAACUAGUUACUUAUUCAAAAUUUUGAGAAUGUGCAUAAUAUGAUAUUUUGAAGGCAGGGCAAUUUAAUAAAAAUUACAAAGCAGGACACCGUAUUAAAGCCAGUAUCCUUUGGUAGGAUGCCAGCCAAGAUCCUAUGAGGAAUAUGAACCUAAAAAGAUUUGGAGGAUAAGAAAGGGAUCAGAAGUGAAGAGAAAGGUAAUAGGCAGCAACAUUGCCUAGGGGCAGCUCAAAUGGGGAAUCUAUAUUCUGAUUUGUUCUAAGCGCCCAAAGUAUGAAUAUUUAUUGUGUGUGCUGUAAGUGCUAUUAUUAUUUCUAUUAUGAUCAUUAUAAUAAUAACAUUUCUCUCAUUGACUCAUCUUUGCUGCCAAUGCUUCCAAGAGAGACAGUUUUAAAGAAUAGGAUUCAUCCUGCAACCUUACCAGGAAGAGAUUUCAAAGGCACCACACACUGAGAUUUACUAUGAAAAAACUUAAAUUUUGUGAAGCACUUGGUGCUUUACAAAAUAAAAGUCUCCACAUGUCAUUUUUCAUUUGAUUCUGAUAAACUCUGUGAAGUAGGAAAAGCAGACAUUUUUACUGCCAUUUUCCCAAUGAGAUUACUGAAACCCAAGUGUGGGUAAAAUUUGAAUAUUUCCAGAACAACUCACCUGGCUUUAGUACAUCUCCAUAUCAAAAGGUGUUUCCAAGAGGUGGAGAGAAGUAGGCCAUCUCCAUAUCAGUAGGUAAUUAAAUGGUUGAGUGGGGCAUAUCUAGACAGAGAGGUUAGGUGGGGCCCCUUCUGCAGCCUGUUCACAAGAGACAUGGGAGAGCAGAAGUGGGCGACUGCUUGUAAGAAAUAAAC